CGACUCUGGAGAGGGUGGAGUUUUGAAGUGAGACCCCAGAGACCAAAACACACGGAGAAAAAUAAGAAUCAGGACAAAAAGAAAGGAACGGUGAGAAAUGGAAGACAGGAGCAAAUAUAUAGUGGAAGAAUCUGAAGAUGAGGAAGACGAAGAGCAGGAGGGAAAGGAGAAGAAGGGCGGAGCAUCAACCUGGACAGAAACAGAAGAGGACCAGGAAGACAUCUCUUCUGUUAUAGUGCCCACGAUUAACAUUCGGGAGGAGCGCCUCGUCGAUUUAGCUCAGACGCCAGCUUUCCUCUGCCUGAAUGAGCUGCACACCAGCGGAAAGCUUCCUGGAACCAGGAUGGCGGAGCUGAAAGCCAAGUACACCUUGCUACACGACACAGUGGUGAGCACGCAGGAGUCUGAGGUGCAGCUGCUGGAGAAUGCCAAGCGCUUCACAGAGCAGAUCCAGCAGCAGCAGGUCCGUCUGCAGGAAGCUGAUGACUUUCCCAAUGUCUUCACCACUGAGGUCAGCAAACUUCGGGAGCAGCUGCUCAAGUACCAAAAUGAAUACACUGCAGUUCAAGAAAGGGAGUACCACACUCAGUACAGAUUGAACAGCUUAACGGAAGAAAAGAGUCUCGUAGUGAAGGAAUUUGAGAAGAUACCUAAGCCAGGAGAAAUAGAGAAGAAGACAAAGCUCCUGAGAGAAAGCACUGAAGAACUGCGCAAGGAGGUGAUCCAGAAGAGACUGGAGAUCAAAAACCUGCGGGAGGACGUGGUGUCCAAGCAGAAGCAAUUAAUGAAGGAGCAGAAGGAGCUGGAAGAACUGUUGGAUUUUCAGGUUGGCCUAAAGGAUGACGUGGUCCAUCAUCAAAGUGUUCCUGUACAAAUUACAAAGGAGAUAGAAAAACUAACACGCAGAAAAAUAGAAACAGAGAAGAAAAAUGUUGUCUUGGAAUUUGAGUUGAAAGAGCUCAGUGAGUCUUUGAAGAAGCUUGAAAACAAAGUCAGUGCUCUUGCGGAAGAGAGGGAUGACACAAUAAAGGAAGUUGAGGGCAAGCGAACCUUACUAGAAGUCAAAGAACGAGAAUAUGGCCAACUGCUUAAGCUAUUGGAAUUAACCAAAGAGAAUGAAGCCUCCUCGCUAGCUGAAAGAGGGAUCUUGGACAUCAAUCUACGAAACUGCCUCAUGGACAAGCAGAAUUACCAUGAUGAACUUUCUCGUAAGCAACGAGAGAAAGAAAAAGAUUUUCGGAAUCUGAAGAAGACAGAGCUGCUCCUUAAAGUGUCCUUGGAUGCGCUCUCUCAGGCUCAAGCCUUGAAUCAGAGGCUUCUACUAGAGAUGGAAGCUAUCCCCAAAGAAGACCUUUUAUUGCCUGAGCGAAGGAAGGAGCUCCACAAAGAGGUUGACCUGGCUAAGAGAAAUCUGGCUCAGCAGAGAUCUCUGUCAGAAGCCGAGGCCAAGUUAGUCGAGCAGCAGAUUGCGGAGGAAAACAAGCUUUUAAAGGAGCAAGAAACUAUGCGUGAGGUGCUGUUCAACCUCGGGCGAAUGACUCAGAUCAAAAUGGAAGAGAAAGAACAAAAGGCUAAGGACUUCCUGAAAUCCCAGCGAAGAUACUGCGACAUUAUUAAGGAAAUCAAAUCAAAGAAACUUGAAAUCAGGCUAUACAGGAAAAGAAAACGUGAAAUUCAUCGGAGACUCAAAGAAUUUGCCGGCUUGUAUGACGCAAUCAGAAAUGAAAGAAACAAGUUUGUUAACUUACUUCACAAAUCUUAUCAGAAAGUAAACGAAAUAAAAGAAAGGCUCAAAAUGUCAUUGAACGAGCUGGAAAUUUUAAGGAGCAGUGCUGUCACUCAAGAAAGAAAACUGCAAAAUGCCAUGCUGAAGCACUCCAACAACGUGACCAUCAGGGAGAGCGUGCAGAAUGAUGUGUGCAAAAUCACUGCUAAACUCCAGGAAAUGAAGGAGAAGAAGGAGGCCCAGCUGACUAGCAUGGACAGGCUGGCCAGCAUGAUCACCGUAAUCGAAGAGGAGAUGGUGCAGCUACGUAAGAAGUAUGAGAAGGCUGUUCAGCGGAGGAAUGAAAGCGGUGUUCAGCUGAUAGAGCGGGAAGAAGAAGUGUGCAUUUUCUACGAAAAAAUGAAUAUCCAAGAGAAGGUGAAACUACAUCAGGACAUCGAGCUCCACAUCCUUGAAGAAAAAAUCCGAUUCCUAAAACUCAAGGUUGCCGAGAAGCAAAGGCAAAUUUGUGUGACACAGAAAUUAGUGCCAAUCAAGAAGUCCUUGGAUGCCAACCUGGCUGUGGUCCAGAUUCAGUUUUCGCAGUGCGCAGAUAGGAUAAAAGACCUGGAGAGAUGUUUUGUGAACCCCGACUGCCAGGGCAGAGUCCGCUUCAUUCCGGGGAAAGAUCUGACCGAAGAAGAAAUGAUCAAGAAAUUAGAUAUGCUGGAACUUCAGCUAGCCAAGAAGGAAGAGAAGUUACUGGAGAAGGAUUUCAUCUAUGAGCAGGUGUCCCAGCUCACAAACAGGCUCAAAGCCAAAACUCAGGCUUGCAAGGCGGACACACUGCUCUUAGCCAAAAAGAUGAACAGCUACCAAAAAAAGAUCAAAGAUGUCACCCAGGAAAUGAUGGCUCUCGUGGCUGAGCUGUCCAUGAAACAAGCCCUAACCAUCGAACUCCAAAAGGAGGUGAGAGAGAAGGAGGAAUUCAUCUUCUCCUGCAGUUCCAGGAUAGAAAAGGGCCUCCCACUCAACAGAGAGAUCGAGAAGGACUGGCUGAAGGUACUUCGAGAUGAGGAAAUGUAUGCCUUUGCUACUGCUGAGAAGACUCGGGAGUACAUAGACACAGACUACCGGCAGCUGCCCAACGGUGUUUACACAACCGCAGAGCAGCGUCCAAACGCCUACAUUCCUGAAACAGACGCCACACUUCCUCUGCCCAAACCGUAUGGCGCGCUGGCUCCAUUUAAGCCCUCCGAGCCUGGAGCCAACAGGAGGCACAUCAGGAAACCCAUCAUAAAGCCUAUUGAGAUCUAAACGCAUGAAGCAAUCCGGCCUUCUCAGAGACCGGAGCCAGGCUUCAGACCUUCUGUGGAGAGCGGGCAUGGCAGCCUUGGGCUGCUGAUGAGCUGGGCACAGCCAACAGCGGUGGCUUGUUAUAAAACAGUGCUGUCCUCUUACAGUCACCAACCGUUACGUGACACUGGAUGGAACAUAGACUACAGUUACGUCAACGUGUAUUUUAACUGCUUGUGUGUUUCUUUUUCACCGUGUAGUGACUACACUUCAGGAAUGUACAGUAGACAAGAUGCUGUAAAAGUUUAAAAUAAAUAACUUUUCAAUGAA
This is a messenger RNA of Rattus rattus (black rat), 3331 nucleotides long. RefSeq names its product coiled-coil domain containing 146 (gene Ccdc146). Bases 98 to 3022 code for a protein of 974 amino acids. Gene Ontology annotation, cellular component: cytoskeleton. The record is from RefSeq and is a predicted model, not a curated record. Lineage: Eukaryota; Metazoa; Chordata; Mammalia; Rodentia; Muridae. The transcript is spliced from 19 exons.